AUGGCAGCACCGACUCUUACGCGGCACCUCUCCCGGCCACGGCACUACGUCUGCAGCGGCUGUCUUCGCAAGCAGAGGCUUCUCGCGCCCACGAAGCGAACCGUAUCCUUCGCCAAACAGGACCAAGCAAAAUAUGUGUGGGACGCCAAAGCCGAAGAGAUCAAAGCUGGGAAGCAGAAGAGCAUGCUCAGCAUACUGGAGGAACGGGGCUUCGUCAACGCCAUUGCCGGCGACCGUGACAGUCUCGAUAAGCUCAUGACCGAGAAACGCAUCGGCGCGUACGUGGGUAUCGAUCCUACGGCACCGUCGAUGCAUGUUGGACAUCUCCUGCCUCUGAUGGCGCUGUUCUGGUUAUACGUGCAUGGCUUCCGUGCUGUGUCGCUUAUGGGAGGUGCAACGUGUGCGAUAGGGGAUCCUACUGGCAGGACCACGUCGAGGGAGAUGCAAGAUUCAAUGACGCGGAGGGCGAAUAUAAACGGGAUCUACAUGCAGCUGAAGCGGUUAUGGGGGAAUGUGCAUGCAAAUGCGAAAGAAUGGGGCUAUGACCUGGCCUGGACACGGGCGCAUGAGCUGAUGAACAACAACACAUGGAUGGAGAGGCUACCCUUUAUGGAGGUUCUCAAAGUUCUCGGUCCCGGAGUGAGACUAGGGGCAAUGCUCAGUCGGGAUACUGUCAAGAACAAAAUGGAAAAGGGCGAUGGAAUGUCCUUUGCCGAGUUCUCCUACCCGCUACUGCAGGCUUGGGAUUGGUGGCAUCUCUACAACAAGAAGAAGGUACAAGUGCAGAUCGGAGGCUCGGAUCAGUACGGAAAUAUUGUCGCCGGCAUUGAUGCGAUCAAAUACAUUGCGAAGACCCACACCAACCCCGACUUUCGAUGGCCGGAGAAGGAGGACCCAUCGCUGAUACCGUAUGGUCUCACCGUGCCCCUUCUGACGACUGCUUCGGGGCAGAAAUUUGGGAAGAGCGCGGGAAACGCGAUAUGGCUUGACAAGGACAUGACAAGCGUCUUUGAGCUGUAUCAAUUUUUCGUACGGACAGCCGACGCAGACGCGGAGCGCUACCUCAAACUUUUCACUUUUCUGCCGCUUGACCGCAUCCGCACUAUCAUGGAUGAGCAUCACCUGGCGCCGGAGAGGCGCUCAGCGCAGCACGUGCUGGCGCAAGAGUUCGUCGAGCUUGUGCACGGCAAAGACGAGGCCAAGCAAGCCUCGACUCAGCACCGUAUGCUAUUCAGUAGGGCUACAGAGCGAGCAAUACAGCCUUUGAAGGGGGAGGAGCUGCUGAACGAUAGCUUAGAAACAGGGAACUCGGGAAGGAGCGGCGCCAUCAACUCCAUUAAUCCUUCUGUUGAGAGUUCUGGCCAGAGCACCAAUGCUUUCGACGCACCGAAGCCGAGCGUGACCCUUCCACGCUCUCUGGUCGUCGGUCAACCAACCGCCAAGGUUUUGUGGUCUGCCGGGUUAGUCAAAUCACGCAGUGAGGGAGGUAGGCUCAUCAUCAGCGGCGGCGCGUAUAUCGGCACCAGGCCUGACAAGGUGGGCCUCAAGCGCAACGAGCUCGUAUGGACAAAUGCGACAAAGACGGGCGGACAGUUGAGGAAGAGCUUCCUCAUAGAGGACUCACUUUUAGUUCUGAGAGCAGGAAAAUGGAAUCUCAAGGUGGUCAAGGUGGUCAGCGACGAAGAAUUCGAGGCGCUGGAACUCGAUGCUCCGGGAUGGCAGGUGUUGAAAGAGCAGAGAGAACCCCAGCCAGCGCAGCAAGCCUGA
Coniosporium apollinis CBS 100218 is the source of this 1767-nucleotide messenger RNA. Its product is annotated as tyrosyl-tRNA synthetase. The coding region runs from base 1 to 1767 and encodes 588 amino acids. NCBI's taxonomy places the organism in Eukaryota, Fungi, Ascomycota, Dothideomycetes. Gene Ontology annotation, molecular function: ATP binding; RNA binding; tyrosine-tRNA ligase activity. Gene Ontology annotation, cellular component: mitochondrion; cytosol. The record is from RefSeq and is a predicted model, not a curated record. The transcript is spliced from 3 exons. Gene Ontology annotation, biological process: tyrosyl-tRNA aminoacylation.